Molecule: messenger RNA, 1250 nt
Organism: Cuscuta epithymum
Lineage: Eukaryota; Viridiplantae; Streptophyta; Magnoliopsida; Solanales; Convolvulaceae
Source: the annotation of a GenBank genome assembly
AUAACAUUGGACGUACGUGAGGAGUCUGGGUUUCGCCUUUUCGAGGGCAUCUUUGUUCGAUGGAUCAGCUAUGCACCUAUGGCUACGUCUUCCUGCACUAACCAAUAAGACGAGGCUAAUAGAUAUGAGUAAUAAUUAAUUAAUAUUGCGUGUGUGAUAGAUAUGGUGGAAUAGUAGAGUAGUAGUACGUCCUGAUGUGAUUAAACAGUGAGUGAGUGAGGCCUAGCCCUUAUUAGCAGCUGCUGCUGCUGCUUCAAUACCUACCUACAAUUCGUUCAUUCGUUAACGAUCUUUAAGCUUUCAUUUAAGCGCAGCUGGAUCGGAUCGGAUCGAUCUUUGAUAUCCGGGCGGCGAUGGAAGACCUCUGGGAAGACAUCAACCUCUCCUCCCUCCACCACUUGAAGCCCCCUGCCCCCCACGGCGUCGCUUUGCACGAAUUCUUAGGCCGACCCUUCGCCGCCCAAAACACUCCGCCGCCUCCCAGCCUCAGCCUAUGUAGCAAUGUCCCGGAGAUCCAUUUCUCCUGCGGACCAGCUGAUGCCCACACCUCUGUCUUGCCUCAUCUUUAUUCCGUUUCCCCUGAUGGCCGCCGAAUCGCUGCUUCAUCUCCGGUUUCCAGCGGCCGGAGGAAGAGGGUUCACCAAUCACCCAACACUCCCGCCGACCACAGGCAUAAGCGGAUGAUGAAGAACCGGGAAGCGGCCGCUCGCUCUAGAGCAAGAAAAGAGGCUCAUACAAGUGCGUUAGAGCAAGAAGUGAAACUCCUUUUGAAAGAGAAAUCUAAGCUCAUUGAAGAAUAUCAAGAGCUGCGUAUAGAGGCAGAUUCCCACAAAAACUGCAAGCUUUGCAGAACAUCAUCUGCUCCAUUCUGAAAAAUGACUGGAUCGAGUAAUCUCCGUCGUACGUCUACGGCAAGCAGCACAAUAACUGGCCGCCUAUAUUACUUAAAUUAGCAGCUCAAUGUAACUGAUCUAGGGGUCAACAAUUCUUCAACAGAAAUUUAACUGCAGUGGUAAUUGUUUGUUGACUAGCUCUAGCUAGUACCGGCUGUAGUUAAGGAGAUUGACCAUGACCCGUGGGAUGCAUGUGCACAUUUUUUUUCUUUUUGUAAAAGAGAAUAAUUUUUAGCAUCCAUAAUUUCUUUUGUCUAUGACAGAGACAAUAUUUUUUAAGUACUUCCUAUGAAAAACAGUUCUUUAAAAAUGAAAAAUUUGUUACCCGCCGUGUAACAAAUAAUUUCUAUAUAUUUG